Molecule: messenger RNA, 1702 nt
Organism: Octopus bimaculoides (California two-spot octopus)
Lineage: Eukaryota; Metazoa; Mollusca; Cephalopoda; Octopoda; Octopodidae
Product: ER lumen protein-retaining receptor 2
Biological process (GO): protein retention in ER lumen
Cellular component (GO): membrane
Molecular function (GO): ER lumen protein retrieval receptor activity
Source: RefSeq, a predicted model, not a curated record
CUCUGAUUUCCCAGAAUCCUGUUAGCGCCACGUCCUCACAAGUGGAGACAUUGCAAGAAGGUGUGAGAGACGAAGACCAACAACAACAACACCAGCCACAAACACCAGCCACACUCGAACUAAACAUCCAACAUGAAUAUUUUCAGGCUCAUUGGAGAUAUGUCACAUUUGUUGGCAAUCAUUAUAUUGCUGCUGAAAAUAUGGAAGACAAGAUCUUGUGCAGGUAUAUCUGGCAAAAGCCAAGUGUUGUUUGCUUUGGUCUUCACAACUCGUUACUUAGAUCUGUUCACAUCCUUCAUCUCUUUCUAUAAUACAAUAAUGAAGGCAUUCUUCAUUGCCUCCUCCUAUUUCACUGUCUUCCUCAUCUACUACAAGUUUAAGGCGACCUAUGACAGCAACCACGACACGUUUCGAGCUGAGUUUUUGGUCGUCCCCGUUGGUGGCCUUUCUGUUUUGGUCAACUCUGAAUUCACUCUAUUAGAGAUUUUGUGGACCUUCUCUAUUCAGCUCUUGGAUUUUUAUUUUUAUUUUCCUCUUCCAGUUUUACGAGGCAAAAAGAUUACUCUACCAGCAUGAGCGAAGAGGCUACAAGUUUGCCUGAGGCAUGAGAAGGCUGCAAGUGUGCUGCUACUACUACUUCUACUACUACUACUACUACUACUACUACUCCUCUGAUGGGUUGGAAGAAGUUGUUUGUUACUGGUAUCUAUGGCUGGCUUUCACAUAAAACACUGUGGUAAUUCAUCAUUCUCUUCCUCAUUGAUUUCAUCUUACCAAGCAGUGAAAAAUCCUCAUUAAAGCUUUUAACAAAAUCCCUUCUGGUUUCAUCACAAACCUCUUCUUUCCUUCCUGCCAUCUCUUUUAUUUUAGGGUUACAUUGCUCAACCUGUUUACUCCCUUCUUUCCUUCUUAGGUUGUUAGUCACCUUGUGUCAAUGUCCUUUACUUAAACCUAACAACCAAUGAUAGAACCACACAGCAAACUUCUUUCACUUGACUUCUCUCCUUCUCUUUCUCUCUCUCUCUCUCAUAUGAUUCCUCCAGCACUGCGACCUCCUUAGACCACAGCAGUGUUGGAACCAAUCUUUCAAAAGACAUUUCUAUGAGAUUGUGGUUGUAAACAAAUGAUACAACAAAAAAGAAGAAAAAAAAAAAGGAAGUUUCAAAUGUAUAAUAAUUGAAAUGAAUUAUCACAUUUUUUCUUGAUAUCUCUUGAGUUAUAUUAUUAUUAUUCCUUCAUUUCUUAUCUUUUGCCUUUGUUUUAGUCUUUUAUUUUUUUUUGUUUCCAAAGCUUAAACUCUAUUCUAUUCUUUAUUAAACUGUUAUUUCAAUCUCGUGGAGUGUUGUUUUAAGUUAAAAUCCACACAGAUGAAUCAUUAAACAUUUUUUACGCACAUACAUAAGCACACACACAAACCACACACACACACACACAUACACACACACACACAUACACACUAUGAAAGUCACUAUACAUCCUGGUACUUUGUUUCCAACUAGUUAGUCAUUAUGUUCAUAGAAAUUCACUGGAACUUUGCUGGAAGAGUACAACAGCAACAGUACUAUUCCCAUUUUUCACUUUAAAUAACUGUGAAGGAAGAAAUUCAUGUAAAACUUUAGCUUCAGACAGUCUCAGCCAUUAUUGUAUGCCUACUGAUUUCUGAAAAUUCUUUUUCCAUGUGAAUAAAUCAUAUUUCAUUGUA